AUGGCCGCUUCAGAUCUUCAAACGGCGGCACAACUUUUACAACAAGAACAAGACUUCCAAUUUCUUGCUUUUGAUUCAACAAUUGCUUUAGAACUUGGUCUUUUGAUUAUCAAAACUGCUCAACAAAAAGGAAUUCCUGUAGUAAUUUCUAUUAAACUUAAUGGACAUCUUUUAUUUCACUAUUCUAUGCCUGGAACAUCACCAGCAGAUGUAGAAUUGGCAAGGAAAAAAAGUAAUGUCGUUAGUGAAUUCCGUCAUUCUUCUCUUUAUGUAGGAGAAUAUUUAAGCCAGCAAAAAGGAGAAAUAUAUUUUGUUGAUGAAAAAGAAUACGUGGCACAAGGUGGUGCUUUUCCAUUGAUUGUUAAAGGUGUUGGUGUCGUAGGAUCAAUUACUGUUAGUGGAUUGAUACAUACGGAAGAUCAUGAUCUUGUCAUUGGAUGUCUAAAGGAAUUCUUUGGAUUAGAAAAAGAAGGAAAAAACAAAGUUGAAUAG
This is a messenger RNA of Rhizophagus irregularis DAOM 181602=DAOM 197198, 492 nucleotides long. RefSeq lists its product as uncharacterized. The record is from RefSeq and is a predicted model, not a curated record. Lineage: Eukaryota; Fungi; Glomeromycota; Glomeromycetes; Glomerales; Glomeraceae.